UUUUUCAUUUUGAUGUUCUAUGAAUGGAAUUUGUCUUAAAAUAUUUGCUUUAAUAAGAGUGUUUCAGAUUAAGUUACUGGCAUGUUGGGAUAUACAUCCAGUCUAUUUGAAACGGGCUUUUUUGCUAUACUGUCAUGCUACUGUUUUAGAGACAUGAGAAUUCCUUCACUUCUUAAUGCUCUCAAAAUUGCUUCAUUCACCUUAGGUUACUGAAUCAUAUCAUGUUACUUCAAUGUUCUACUCUCUCAUCUUCAGGUAUUUGCUCUUAUAUCUCAGAUUAUUUGAAACUUAUACAAACUAUGAGUGUAAAUACCAACCUGAUGCGUGGAUCCUAUGGUGGCACCAUGGGAGUUCCUCAGCAGUCAAUCAAUCCUGGCAGCAAUAGUGGCCUACAGGCAACGCCAACUUCGCAACAACAGUCCUCUUCAAAUGCUGGCGGCAGCACAAAUAACACAACUAGUGCAGGCACAAGUGCUACCGGUGCUGUUGCUGCUGCUGUGGCAGCUGAGAGCCAACAACAGAUAAAUACUCUAUCUUACUGCAAAGUUGGGGCUGAAACAGUUCAAGACAUAGUGUCUCGAACAAUUGAGCUUUUCAGUUUGCUCAAGUCUAUACAGCUCCCAAACGGAACGCCAAGUGGCACCCAACUCAGUGUUGACAACAGGUCUCGCAUUCAAGAGAAUAUCAACAGAACGAGGCACUUGUUCAAGCGUCUGCACAUCAUCUAUGCUAAAGUCAACGAGGACUGCAGUGGCAUGGACUACACUCCAAUCGAAUCGCUGAUACCAUACCGCGAUGAUGUUGAGAGUCGUCCCGAUUUGAAGAAGAAAAGCGACUCCUAUCGACAUCACGCAGAAGAAGUUCAAGAUCUAAAAGAACAAUUGUGUAUGCGGUCGCGGUACCUGAAGGACAUAAUAGAUGAGCUGCGUAAGAUCAUAUGGCAGAUCAACGCCAUGCUGGCGGUCAGGGCCGCGUCGUGACAACUCGGACGCAAGUGCAUCGAGUUCUCAUCGAGCCACGCAAUCAUAAUAGUUUUUAGCUUGAAGCGUAUCUAAGUGACAUAUGCGGUGAACGUACCUAUUAGCUAUCCUGCUUUUCAUGUCAUUAAAUAUUCGGUGUUCUAAAAAAAUAGAGAUUUUGUUAAGUAA
This is a messenger RNA of Hyalella azteca, 1148 nucleotides long. It is a transcript of the gene MED30, whose product is annotated as mediator of RNA polymerase II transcription subunit 30. The coding region runs from base 222 to 980 and encodes 252 amino acids. Gene Ontology annotation, biological process: positive regulation of DNA-templated transcription. The record is from RefSeq and is a predicted model, not a curated record. The transcript is spliced from 5 exons. Gene Ontology annotation, cellular component: mediator complex. Gene Ontology annotation, molecular function: transcription coregulator activity. NCBI's taxonomy places the organism in Eukaryota, Metazoa, Arthropoda, Malacostraca, Amphipoda, Hyalellidae.